This is a messenger RNA of Caenorhabditis sp. 36 PRJEB53466, 2424 nucleotides long. Lineage: Eukaryota; Metazoa; Nematoda; Chromadorea; Rhabditida; Rhabditidae. The record is from the annotation of a GenBank genome assembly.
AUGCCACCUCCAACCGCAUACUCCAACUCUGCCAAGUCCAUUCUGGAGAGUAAAAGGAGAGAAGAAGCCAAUUCUCUCUAUGAAGAGAUGCGGUAUUUAAUGAAGUGCACGGAUCGCAUGUCGUAAGUUUUAACUUUUAUAUUUCCAAUUUCAUUUCUCGUUUUCAGAAUGGAAGACACCGUGGCCCGAGCAGUGGAGACAGUGACGGGAAAACCGUUCAACCCGGUCCUGUCAUCUGCGGCGACCUCUGAUGAAGUUGGGCCUAUCAAGCAAGACAGGAAGCUGUCGAAUGCCAGGAAGGAGCAACUGCGUCGGGACAAGCUUAGUCUCGGGAUGGAUGCUCUGAAAGCGUUCAUUGUGGAGAAUAAGUUGGGAACGAACCAACAACGGUAAGUGUAUACUUAUGCAUUCCCAUUGAGACCGUAUUGUGUUUCAGGCGGAAACUAGAGCGUCUAACCGUUCUCCGAAUCACCUGCGAACAUCUCCGUGCCACUUCCACACCGGCCAGCGUCUCAUCCGGCAAUGGGGCCACUUCCUCUUCUUCUUCUUCUUCUUCUCCUCCAACCUCCACUCCACCCAUUGCUGCACCGAUCGGAUCACUGCCACUUGUACCGAUGAUGCUCCCGUUCAUCUUCCCACUCAUUGCUCCGUGGACGUUCCCAAUGCUGCCGACUCUUGCUCUUCCUGCUUUCCCAGUCUCUGCUCCGUCCAUCGUAGAUCCGUCAGUUGUCGCUGUCGACGAGGACGAAGAUGCUGACAUCGUCCCUCGGUAACUGAUUCCGGAUCCUAAUUCAUCUGAUAAUUUUACAAUCUUAACCCAGUCUAUUGUUCCUGUGAGUUGCUUAUAUAUCCCUCAUUUUCCUUCUGUUAAGUAUCUGUUCAAUAGUCAUAAAGUUUUUUUGCAAACCGAAUCAGAGAGUUGACUCACUAACCCUCCCCCCAUGAGCUUUUCGCCUUCUCCAUUCCGAAUUCAUCCAAAUUAGCGGUUUCGAAGCAACAGCUUUGCCACCUGCCCACCUCCACGUUAAUCCGACACCGAUAGGUACGUCCCUAUCAGCCGAGCAAUUAGUGACCGCCUGACUCAAGCUUGUGUAUCCUCAUUUGUGAAAAUGAGCGCUGGUCCCCACGAGUACGCGUGUAAAACGUGCGGCUACACGUGUACCAGCAAUUCCGACUUUCUAAUGCAUCUUAUCGCGAAAUGUCAAAAGGAAUCUUCGACGUCUUCUGAUGUGAGUCAGACAAAAGAGCUACCUUUACAUCUGAAAGCCCACUCGUACGGUCCGAGAAUACAUUUCACUUGCGAAAUCUGUGGCAGUGGAUUCGCGGUGUCCAACCAGUUGCGCCAGCAUCAGAAGCCCUCCUCCAUAGAAUCUCUGUUCGUUUGUGAUCUUUGCGGAGUCACGGCGGUCCGGCAAGUUUGUAUUAAGGUUGGUGAAUGGUCCCGGAAGUUGUGAAGCACAUUGAUUUUCCAGAAACAUCAAAAUUUACAUCACAAGGAUUCGAUCUUCAAUGGAUCUAGCCUUCAACCCAAUUAUUUCAUUUCUUCGGUGAGUUUGUAUGGAUCUUAUUCAUUGUCAAGCCAUUUUUGUUUCAGAAACUCAACCCAGAUGUGAUGAGAUGUCCGUAUUGCCCGCAAAUCUGUACAGACGAGCAAUUAUUCAAGAGCCACUUGCUCUCACACAAAAAGAAAAUCCCUUGCAAGGUCAGGGAGCACUAGCAUUUUUCAAAUAAUCAGUCAAUGUUUCAGGAGCGUCGAAAACAGUACGCGAAUAGUAAAAUGAAAAGAGAAGUGGUGUCAGAAGUGAGUACGCAUCGGCAUUGUCUUAUCUUCAUUCCUUAUUUGCAACACAAUUCUCUUAUCUCCCGCACGGGCUCUCUUUAUUUGUGCAGAGGGAGGUCUUCUUCUUUCUCUUCUGGUUUUUCCUUGAUAAUUAUUAGUUUCUAACGGCCUAGGACCUGAACCGAAUCUUCCAGAAAGUCGACUUCAACAAAAUCUUCAGUUGGGACCUUCCCCCCUAUUCAUCCAGCACCGCUUCUUCUUCUUCCUCCGGCCCACCAAUGAUCCCUUCCAACUACCCGUUCCCGCCAGUCCAACUUCCACCUGGAUACAUUCCGAACCCUCAACAACGACCUCCAACACAUCCUGCCUUCAAUUUGAUCAAUAUUGGUGCUGGUCCUCAACCUCAGCCUGGCCCAUCCAUUCAGGUUUGUCAAAUUUCUUGUAAACGUUGAUUCAACGUCUAGUUUCAGCCGGCACAAACAUUCCACGAUGCAUCUGAAGUGAACAUGGUCCCUGCCAGUCAGAAUGCACCUCCUACCGAGUGGUAUUAUCGGAUUCCAGUGUGCAGACACGGAAACAUUGGACGAUGCUAUGUCUGCCACACUCCUGGCCUCACGGACUUCCUCGAUCGGCCCAGAAACUAA